Messenger RNA from Brugia malayi, 1245 nucleotides. RefSeq lists its product as uncharacterized. NCBI's taxonomy places the organism in Eukaryota, Metazoa, Nematoda, Chromadorea, Rhabditida, Onchocercidae. The record is from RefSeq and is a predicted model, not a curated record. The transcript has 6 exons. Bases 1 to 1245 code for a protein of 414 amino acids.
AUGAAAAGUGUGUCACAAUCGGCAUCUAAAACAGUCAUUUCUUAUAUUUAUAAACUCAUCCAAACUAAUAAAUUUUCUCACUUGAUUGCGCUUAUUUAUGAUAAUAUUUUGGAAAAAUCCAACAAACCAUUCUUGAAUAAAGCACAAGCUGAGAUUAUCCUUUCAUUGCUCUGUUUACCAAAUCAAAAGAUUCCAAAUAUUGUGAGUUAUGCUGAUCUAUGCUUAUUACUUAAGGAUGCUUAUGAAGAAAAAUUUGGAAAUGUAUCAAAUAAAAAUGAGGAAAAUUUAUCAAAAUCUGAAGAUAGUUGGGAUGAAGAGAAUUUAGAAGAAAUGGAAGUUCUCUCAACAUUGAAUUCAUUUCGUACUAAAACACAUGCGCAGUGUUCAGAUAUUUUUAAUUUUAUUCGACAAGAAAAUUUGAUUCGUACAGUAAUGCGACAAGCAUGGAAAAUGCAAAAAUUAAAAAAAGAUUUGUAUGAAAUGGAACAAAAGAUGGAUUAUUUGGUUGCACAUUAUGUUGCUGGAAAAUAUUGUGCAUGUCAAAAUGGUGAAUAUUCAGAAUGUGAUUCAGGCUGUCAUACGGAUCGAAGUAGUUCAUCAAAUAAUUCAAUAACAAAAUUAUUCGUAACAAAGAAAGAUGAAACAAAUGAUAUGACAACAAUAAUUGAUCAGAAUUUUCUAACAGUAAAUGACAGUCGUAAAAAUAAUGGGAUGAAUUCAUAUCAGAAAACUAUGAAAUCACUGAAUGAAAUUGGAAAAUCAUUAUACGAUGAACAAAAUAUUUGCAUCAACAACAAGCCAUCCACUUCUUUCACAUCUAUUCGUAACAUACAAUCAAAUGAUUUCUCAUUAUCAAUCAAUCAACUAAUUUCUCCCAUUAUCAAUCAAUUAAAUCAUGAUAUGAUUGUAAAAGAUGAGAUAAUGUCAAAAACUGAAUUAGAUUCAAAAAAAUCAAUGAAUAUUUUAUCCGCUGUUAAUUAUAAUUUUUCAAAUGUUAAACAUACAAUUAAUAAUUUGUUAUCAAAUGAUACGAAUACAAUUAGUCAACAUAAUAAUUUAUCAAUGCGUAUGACGCAAUCAGUCAUUGGAACUAAUGUAUUGCCAAAUUAUCGAAAUAAAUUUGCAAAAUUACAACUUACAACAAAUUUUAAAUGUUAUGAUUAUGAUGAACAAAUUUCAUGUAAAAAAAUUGAAUUGAAAAAAUAUAUUGAAUUUGAUACUUCAUCAUUUUGGAAUAAAAAAUAA